This is a messenger RNA of Cryptomeria japonica (Japanese cedar), 570 nucleotides long. Its product is annotated as receptor-like protein kinase. The record is from RefSeq and is a predicted model, not a curated record. Bases 1 to 570 code for a protein of 189 amino acids. The transcript has a single exon. Lineage: Eukaryota; Viridiplantae; Streptophyta; Pinopsida; Cupressales; Cupressaceae. Gene Ontology annotation, molecular function: protein binding.
AUGGGAUUAACAGGUACUGUUCCUCCCUGCUUGGGAAAACUUUCUUCUCUCACAGAACUGGAUCUAUCUUUUAAUAGGUUGAGUGGAAACAUUCCGGUGUUUUCUUCUCUUGCUGUCCUUUAUUUAAAAGCUAAUAUUUUAGAAGGUGAAACUGUCCUUAGUACUAUUUGUAUGGUCAGGAACCUUAGUAAGGUUGAUCUUUCUGGCAAUCAACUGAAUGGGAGCUUACCAUCCUGUCUGGGAAGUCUCUCUUCACUCACAGAACUGCGUCUAUCUCAUAAUAGGUUGAGUGAGAAUAUUCCAUUGUCCUUUGCAAACAUGUCCUCUUCUCUUGCUGUCUUUGACUUGGAAUAUAACGUUUUAGAAGGUGAAACUGUCAUCAACAGUAUUUGCAUGCUCAACAAUCUUAGAAAGGUUGAUCUUUCUGCUAGUCGACUGAAUGGAAACGUACCGGCUUGUCUGGGAAGGCUCUCUUCUCUUACAAAACUAGAUUUACCUGGUAAUGGCUUGAGGGGGAAUAUUCCAUUGUCCUUUGGAAACAUGUCUUCUUCUCUGGUUGUCCUUGAUUAA